GCGUCCAGCAACAAUUACCUGACAGUUCAACUGCUCUUCUCGGGCCCGGCGUUUGAACCGUGUCUUCGGAGGUGAGGCUGCUGUGGGGGGGGGGGGGCACACCGUCCAUCGGCCGCGGCACCCCCACAUUCGCCGUCAGCAACCAGCCGCGUCACCUGCUCCAGCCAUGAGGGCUUCUCUAUUGGUGUUAUUGACGGCCUGGACGAGCUUCUGCCUGGGACAGAAUGUCCUCCUCCACCCGGCGCCUCCGACCCACUCUAGGCCGAGGAGAGCGGAGCAGGACUUCUGGAGUGGGCGCAGCGUAGACUUCAGCAGCAGUUUUCCUUUAGGCCAGCCAUUCAUGGAAAUACCCGUCAACGAUGUCCAGCUGGGGUCAGACGGCAGCCUGGACAAGAUCCAGGUAGUGAGCUCUGCCAUCAGAGUGUUGCCCAGGAAGGGAAAGAAGACCAAGAGGGAUGUUUCGGAAAGGCCUUGGAGGACAGAUUCCCCUCGGGCGAAGAGGGAGACUGUGCAGUCCUGGAGGAAACCUCGGCAGCACCAGUUCGUGACCAAUAAGUCCGACCGUCUCCCCCCUCCCCCCAUCGUGCGUGUGCGUGUCUACCCCCCUGCCGACAGGAACGAGAGGUUCUACGACAGAGACUACAGGAAGAGCCAAAGGAGAAUCAUCUACUACGCGAAUCUCCCGGAGAUCGUCAGGCCUCCAGUGCAGUGGUACAAUACCAGAGACUACUACGAUUCCCCACGACAAGCCUACCCUUCAGCCUUCCCCAUGGGGUACUCUUCUAACUCCUUUCCGUCCCCGAGUGAGAACGAAGUGACUCGUGUACAGUCGAACAUUAUCGAUGUGACCCCUUCGAGGCGCCCGGGGUACUCGUCGACCCCUAAGUUCACCAUAAUCGAUGUAGAACCUCCUUAUAGCUACAACAACCCUUCUUACAACCGCCGCCCCUCCCUUCCAUCCCCCACCCGGUACGAUCUCUACCCCUUCCCUUCCCCACAGUACACCCCUAACAGAUAUUAUAAUGACGUCCGUACGCCACCCUACCGCGACCAUUCCCACUUUCCCAGUCAGAACUUCCGACCCGACUCUUCCCUGGAACCUGUCAAACUCCAGAUCCCCACUACUGACUCCCCCUCUACCCCCAACUCCACUGAACUUCCCACCAACACCACCAGGUUUCUACCGGAUACCAUCCCCGUGUCUCUAUCAAAGUUCGUUACAUAGUUGUAUUUGAAUCGAUUCUGAAUAACCCACCUGCAAUCCUUCUUUGAAGAAUAGCGUCAGUUUUAAGAUAUUAUUAUUAUUUUGUACUUCAAUACAUGUGUGAUUUAGUUGUAAAUAAAUAACGAUGUCCUCUUAGGAGUGAUGAAAUUUGUCAUCAAUAUCACCAGAAAUAAGCUUGAUUUGCUAAGUAGGAAGCUAAUGUCAUCAAAGCAGAAUUGCGAAUUGCAAUUUUUAAAAGUAAUUAUGUAACUGACUAAUUAAAAAUCUGUUAAUAAUUAUUAAAAGUUGUAAUUUUUGUUUAUUUACAUUGUUUGAUAAAAAUUCCAUUUCAACUUAAAAUCAAACGAAAGUUUUGCAUUAGUGUCGGGUUUUGGUAGGAUGUUUUACAUUUUAACUUUUCUAAUUUCUACUACAGUGUCUAUACGACGAGUUAUGAGGGAUAUGAAGUAGUGAAAUACUACCCUCAUUCAUGAUUUAAAACAUAUGGAAUCUCUGUAUUUUGUUAAUAAUUAAAUUGGUAGUGAUUUCAAAGUUUGUAGAAAACCUAAGCCAGUUUUACAGGUUCAAAGUACGUAUUUACAAACUGUUUAGUAAUACUAAAAGUCGGAAAAGUAUCAUUAAGGUUUGAAUAAAUCUUUUUUGACUGUA
Messenger RNA from Homalodisca vitripennis (glassy-winged sharpshooter), 1873 nucleotides. RefSeq lists its product as uncharacterized. Lineage: Eukaryota; Metazoa; Arthropoda; Insecta; Hemiptera; Cicadellidae. The record is from RefSeq and is a predicted model, not a curated record. The coding region runs from base 167 to 1225 and encodes 352 amino acids. The transcript is spliced from 2 exons.